AACUCACGCUUUCUCAAAAGCGCACUCUCUCUCUCUCUCUCUCUCUCUAGAAUUUUAGCAUCUCCUCCAGAGAAUUUUCUAUUUCUCUCUUAGCCAUCGCCGAUUCAGAGUGAUCAAAGUCAGCAGAAGCAAAGGUUUGUUAAAAGAUUUGUGGUUGAUUCCUGAAUUGAUUUUACACUACUUAAGGAGUUAAAUUAGCAUUUUGCUAAUUUACUUUUGUUAGAUCUAUAUCUACUUAAGUCCCUGGAGGGAUUUUAUGGAAAUGGGUGGAGCGCCACCUGUUGUAGCCAAGAAGACUACACAUACACCAAAGGCUAUUAUACACCAGAAAUUUGGUGACAAGGCAUGCUAUAAGGUAGAGGAAGUGCAGGGGGACACUCAAAAUGGAUGCCCAGGAUUGGCCAUACCACAGAAGGGUCCUUGCCUUUUCCGCUGCAGCUUGCAGCUUCCAGAAUUUUCUGUUGUGUCAGAAUGCUUUAAAAGGAAGAAGGAUGCUGAGCAAUCUGCUGCGGAAAAGGCUCUACGAAAGUUAGGUGUUGAUCCUGCAGCCAGUAAUUCCAUUGUGCGGGAACCAUGGGAUGAAUUGAUUUCUCGUCUCUCCUAUUUGUUUGCUGAUGAGUUCCUUUCAUCACUUCAUCCUCUGAGUGGUCACUUCAGAGCAGCUUUGCAGAGAGAUGGUGACCUUUAUGGUUUAAUUCCAGUUUCAGUGUUUGCUGUCUGUGACACAAAGCUUGGUAACAUAUGCAAAUCCAUUAACCCUGGGGUGGAGUCGAAUCCUUUCUUGGUUAUUCCACUUGUUCUGAAGGCUGCUGCAUCUGGGUCUUUUGCUACUUCUGAAGGACAGCUUUGGAUGAGGCGGCAAAACCCAUACCCUCCUGAGAUUAUACAGUCUUCUAUUAGCAGUCAGUUGAGCUCCCCAGAAAGCAUUUGGAUUGAAGCUGUAUACAUUCCUUAUUCACUGGAGAAGAAUGUUGAAUCUUUGACGCUUAAUGUUUCCUCAACUGGGUAUUACCUUGACGCUAUUGCACGAAAGCUUAGUUUAGCUGAUACGUCUAAGAUACUGGUCUCAAGGACUGUAGGAAAAGCUUCUUCUGAGAUGAGACUGUAUUUUUCUGCCCCUGAGUGGUAUCUGGUGGAUCUGUUAUCAGAUCUAAAUGUGGAAGAAGUUACCUCUGAAGAAGGAUCAUUUAAUGCAAGGGCAAGUUACUUCUCUGGUCAUGCUAUAUAUGGCAAUGCAAUUUUGGCAUCGAUUGGAUACACGUGGAGGUCUAUGGACCUCUUUCAUGAAGAUGUAUCCCUGCAGUCAUAUUAUAGGUUGCUUAUUAGUAAGAUACCUAGUGGUGUUUACAAGUUAUCCAGAGAGGCAAUACUCACAGCAGAGUUGCCUAUGGCAUUCACCACACGAACAAAUUGGAAGGGUUCCUUUCCGAGGGAUCUCCUCUGUUCAUUCUGCCGUCAGCAUCGUCUAUCGGAACCUGUCUUCUCUAUGCUAAGUACGCCUUUGAAACAGUCAUCAGAGGUAUCAGGAUCGUGCAAAAGAUUGAAGGUUGCAGAGUCCUCUGCAGAAGAAACAGAAUAUAGAAAUGGAGCUGGUGUUGUUCCUCAUGGCAAUGAAUCAGUGGGAUCGGGAGACACCUUUAUGUGUGAAAUAAAAAUAUAUUCUAAGCUCCAGGAUUUGAUUAUUGAGUAUUCACCAAAAGAUUCUUAUAGAAAGCAUAGUGAUGCACUCCAGAAUUCUUCCUUGAGAGUUCUCUUGUGUUUGAACACCUAUUUUAAGGAACUAGAUAUGCCAUUGGAAAAGCUAGCCUCUGCUGCUGAUAUCCAUAUUUAUCCUGAAAAAUUUGCUAAGACAUUUGCAUCAUGUCCAUCCAUUCAUAAUCUUCGCCAGAGAAAUGAAACUCAGAGAGAGAGAUUACUGGAUUCAAAUUCUAUAAAUCAGCCAUAUAUUAUGCCGGGGCAUGAACUUUAUUCUUUCAAUAUAAAAGGUCCAGAUUCUGGAGCCUCUCCAUCCAAUGGAUCUUUGGCAUGUAUAAAUUAUGUAGCAUUUUUGGUGGCAGAAGGGGAGCAUAUGAAAGAACGUGUUGAAAGUAAUGAUGAGUUUGAGUUUGAGAUAGGGGUUGGGGCAGUGAUUCCCCAUCUUGAAGCAGUCGUGACACAAAUGUCUGUAGGUCAGUCUGCUUGUUUCAACAUGGACUUACCUCCUCAAGAGUUGAUUCUAGCUGCAACUGGUGAUCCUGUGAAAACUAUUUCAUUGCUGUCUUCAAAAGUCUGCUUCUUAGAGUACUCUAUAGUUUUGUUGCGUGUAACCGAACCCUUGGAGGACAGAAUGGAGCAGGCUCUUUUCAGCCCUCCACUUUCAAAGCAACGAGUGGGAUUUGCAUUGCAACACAUCAAAGAAUCUUCUGCUGCUACUUUGAUUGACUUUGGAUGUGGCUCUGGAAGUUUAUUGGAUUCUUUAUUAGAUUUUCCAACUUCGCUGGAAAAAAUUGUUGGUGUUGAUAUUUCAAAGAAGAGUCUUAGCCGUGCAGCAAAGCUACUGCAUUCAAAAUUGAGCAGAAAUUCAGAUGCUGGCGAGCCAAGUGGAGGCAUCAAAUCUGCAGUUCUUUAUGAGGGUUCCAUAACAUUUUUUGAUCCUCGAUUGUAUGGGUUUGAUAUAGGCACUUGCUUAGAGGUUAUCGAGCAUAUGGAAGAAGAUCAAGCAUGUUUGUUUGGAGAUGUAGUGCUGAGUUAUUUUUGUCCAAAGGUUCUUAUUGUUUCCACCCCAAACUACGAGUAUAAUGCAAUACUUCAAAGAUCUAAUCCAUCAAAUCAAGAAGAGGAUCCUGAUGAGACAUCCCAGUCGCAAGCUUGCAGAUUUCGCAACCAUGACCAUAAGUUUGAGUGGACGCGGAAGCAAUUCAAUCAUUGGGCAUCUAACCUAGCCAGAAAACACAAUUACAGCGUUGAAUUCAGCGGAGUUGGGGGAUCCGCUGAUGUGGAACCAGGGUUUGCUUCUCACAUGGCUGUCUUUAGGAGGAGCGUUCCGCUUGGGACCGAUAAUCACCCUAACCCGGUGGAUUUAAUUCGGCAGUACGAGGUUGUAUGGGAGUGGGACAGAUCCAACAGGUAAAGAUGUACUCACUAAAUUAUGCACAAUAGUCUUUCAAUCUAUAUAUCAACUAGAAGUAGGUUAAAUAGAUAGUCUUGUAUUUAAGAAUUUCAGAGUUGUGUUAUAAUAUGAAGUAGAAUACAUAGUAACAUUAAUGAGAUGAAGGCAUUUUGUUGCUGCUAAUUAUAGGCCAAGCCUUGUAGGCAUUUUGUUUAGUGUGGGCCUAUGUUGUCAUAGAAACAUUUUGGUAUUUAGAAACACAUGUUUAGAACCAAUGAUGAUUUAUAAGAUUGUUGAAGACAAUGUUUUUAGAAUCA
Molecule: messenger RNA, 3405 nt
Organism: Vitis riparia (riverbank grape)
Lineage: Eukaryota; Viridiplantae; Streptophyta; Magnoliopsida; Vitales; Vitaceae
Product: small RNA 2'-O-methyltransferase-like
Exons: 11
Coding region: 257-3109 (950 amino acids)
Biological process (GO): RNA methylation; siRNA processing; piRNA processing
Cellular component (GO): nucleus; cytoplasm
Molecular function (GO): O-methyltransferase activity; RNA methyltransferase activity; peptidyl-prolyl cis-trans isomerase activity
Source: RefSeq, a predicted model, not a curated record